Messenger RNA from Scheffersomyces stipitis CBS 6054, 1005 nucleotides. It is a transcript of the gene YEA4, whose product is annotated as Yea4p. Gene Ontology annotation, biological process: transmembrane transport. Gene Ontology annotation, cellular component: endoplasmic reticulum membrane; Golgi membrane. The record is from RefSeq and is a predicted model, not a curated record. Gene Ontology annotation, molecular function: UDP-N-acetylglucosamine transmembrane transporter activity. The transcript has 2 exons. Lineage: Eukaryota; Fungi; Ascomycota; Pichiomycetes; Serinales; Debaryomycetaceae. The coding region runs from base 1 to 1005 and encodes 334 amino acids.
AUGAACAUCCUAUUCUUUAUCUUACCUCAGGUAUUCGGAGGAUGCUGCUCCAACGUCUUCGUUCUUGAAAAUAUUCUUGCCAACAACACCCUGAACCAAUCAUUGGGGACAAUCAUCACAUUCAGUCAGUUCCUAUGUGUUCUGAUUUUUGGUUACUAUGCCAAUAUAGACGUUAAGAACUCUCACUGGUACUUCUUGUACCUAAAGAAACCAGCUAUUCCACUUCACAAAUGGUUCUUCACUGUAGUACUAUUUUUCUUCACUUCAGUGCUUAACAAUCUUGUGUGGAAAUUCAACAUCACCGUGCCCUUUCACAUCAUCUUCAGAUCAAGCGGAACUGUAGUAACUAUGAUAGUGGGCUAUUUGUACGGAAACAGGAGAUAUACCCGAAGCCAAGUUCUCGCUUGUAUAAUUAUAACACUAGGAACAUUAAUGGCUACUUUGCCAAAUACUGGCAAAAACGAUAGCCCAACCAUUGUUGUUUCUUCUAGUUCAGACGGAGGUUUCACUACUGGGAUCACAUUGCUUACUGUCGGCGCUGUACUUGCUUCUUUCAUGGGGCUCUAUAACGAGCAGCUCUAUGUUCAGUAUGGAAACCACUGGCAAGAAGGUUUAUUUUACUCUCACUUCUUGGGGUUACCAUUAUUUGUAUUUGUGGCUUCUACUAUAAAGUCAGAGUAUCUCGCUGUAUGGAACGACAGAAGUACUAUCAGUAUUGGUGGUCAUUUUACUGUUCCCAGCCAAUUGGCUAGUUUAGUCAUAAAUGUGCUAACUCAGUUUGUCUGUAUUAGAGGAGUGAACAUGCUAGCAGGAAGAACCACAGCUUUAACAGUUACGGUAGUUCUUCUAGUUCGCAAAUUUGUAAGUCUCUUUAUCAGCAUCUUAUGGUUCAAGAAUGAACUCACUAAAGAGGGAAUGGUUGGAGCAGUGGCAGUUUUUGGUGGAGCAGCCUUCUAUAGUAUCAGCUCCAACUCCCUUAAGAAGAAAAAAGUGAAAAUACAGUAA